This is a messenger RNA of Didymodactylos carnosus, 1380 nucleotides long. The record is from the annotation of a GenBank genome assembly. Lineage: Eukaryota; Metazoa; Rotifera; Eurotatoria; Philodinida; Philodinidae.
AUGGCAUCAAACUAUGCACCAGAUGAUGGUGGCGUACCACAGUCAUUAACAAACUCUUCGAUGGAUUUUGAAGUAUUGAGUGAGUCUACAAAUAGUUUGCCUAUUACCAUCGGUUGUGACACUUUCAUACUCCGAAUUUCGGAACUUCUUGAUCUGGAAGAUUCCAAAGUUGCACAACUGCUGACAACAGGUCUUCAAGGAUUAAUUUAUUUUAAAACGGAUAUUACACCAGCUGUUUACACAGCACAGAUGAGUGACGAUAGUCAUCUUUUAACACUGUUGAAACAGCAUUUUGAACUACAAUGGCAAUCGGUUCCUGAACAACAAUGGUUUCAAACAUUUUUACGCGAACAAAAAGUAGAACUGCCAGGUGUGUAUGAUCAAUUUUUAACGCGGACAGCAGAAUAUGGUUCGAAAUAUCAGAAAGAUAAUUCAAUUCUGGCUUUAGUAAUACAGUUUUUAUUUGAUCUGGAUGAUCAAACAAUAAAUGUACUCUUUGAUGAUAUUUGGAAAACACUUAUUGCAUUCGGUCGUCAAGGUUUGAAACACUAUUCCGAGCUUCUACCACCAGCUUUAGUCGAAGUACAAAUGACUGAUGAUACAAGUCCGCUAUGUUUAGCACUCAAGCAGUACUAUGAACCAACACUGAAAGCUCUUUUUAAAGAAAAUGCUAUUACAAAUCGUAUGAAUCUUGUGCCUACGACAGUAAACUGUGUUGUCAACAACGGAUGGUGGCUAGGUUUAAACGAUCUGAAAGUUAAAAAUUCAAUUGCAUCGAAGAAGUUUAGUGUUCUAAUUCAAUCACUGGAACAAUAUCUGAAUGAUAAUAACUUGCUAAAGCCUGAUGACUUAGUCAAAAAGAAAACAGACAGUCAUUCUGCUGAAAUCGUUAACACAGCGACAGCAAAUGCUCCUCUAUCAGUGCAGAAUGCUUCAGCUAACAUCGAACUCUCAACUUUGAUGAAUGACUCGUUGCUCCAGAAUUCCGAAAAACUCAACAUACUUACACAAACCAUAACUUCGUCUACGCAAUCUGCUCUACCGCCGAAUGCAGUCGUUCAAGCGUCACGUGACCAAGUGCUUGCCUCUCCUUCAGCUGCUGAUAAAAAUGAUGUUAGUCCUCAUUACUAUACAAUUCCCGACACUGUUCCUUUGCCAGCGAAAACGGAUUCCGAGGCAAAGGAAGUUGCAAGUUCAUUAGAUGUCAGAACAACUGAUCGUAAGAGUACAACACCAGAAUUUAUGUCAGCAUCCCAACUGUCACUGCACUUACAAUCGGACGACAAAUCACAGGACGAACUGCCAGAAACAACAAAACGAGAACUUCGAGAAAAAGAUCUUAGAACACCAAAGUUUUUAAAACAGUCGCUUGGAUUGUAA